Molecule: messenger RNA, 1122 nt
Organism: Aegilops tauschii subsp. strangulata
Lineage: Eukaryota; Viridiplantae; Streptophyta; Magnoliopsida; Poales; Poaceae
Source: RefSeq, a predicted model, not a curated record
AUGGACGCGGCCGCGGUGCAGCAGGGCGAGGUAGGCAGAGGAGCGGGCGCGAUGAGGGACACGGGGCGCGCGCAGCAGAGGCAAGCGACGACACACGUCCGUGGCCCACGGAGAGGUCGAGCAGGCUGUAGAGGAGGGCAACAGAGGCUACGGGCGGAGCAGAGGGGCCAAGGCCGUUUGACGAAUGAAGGGACGGAGGGCGACGCAAGCGAGGAGGUGGUGCUGGCAGCGGGAAGGUCCGGGGGCACGCGGCUGCUUGGUGGCGGGGCGCCAUGGAUGGAGCGCGGAGCUCGGGGAAGACGGACGCUGAGCAGGAGGAGAGGAAGGAGGAGAAGAAUGGCGCGGCGGCUGCACGGUAGGAUGAUGGUCACCGGCAGGGUCCGGUCGCCGAAGGUGGGCAGCGGCGAGGAUCCGGGGCGGAUCAAGAGGAGCGGCGCUGGGGCGCUCGAGAUCGAGCGAGGAGGGCUGCGGGGAUGGAGCUGUGCGAGCGUGGGGCUUGAGCGUGGGGAGCUCCUCUCCCUGGCGAUGUGUGCGUUGUGUGUGGCGGCGCGAGGGAACGAGGAGGAGGGAUCGAUGGGAGAAAUGGGGAUCGAGCGCAGGGAGGCUAGGGGGCAUGGGGCCCGGCUGCCAGUGGCACAAAAGGCCACUAGAGCGGGUGGCUUAACAGGCGCGGGUGGGGCGCCCGUCAGGGCGGACCUGGCCGACGGCCAUGACCACGGCGGGGCGCGGCUGGGGCGAGCUGAGGCCGGAGAUGGGCGAUGCGGGGCGAGGCCCGGCGAGCGGUGGCCGGCGCGGGCGGGAGGCGCGAGCGGGGCGGCCACAGCGGCGCUAGGCAGAGCACUAGGUGGGCGCGGGCGGCAGCAGGGGAUGUGGCCGGCGAGCAGAGGCGGGGCUCCACAGCGAGCGGCGCGUGACGGCAGCCGCGGGUGGCUCAGGGGCGUGGACGCGCGCGGGAGCAAAGCUCCAAGCACGAUGGCAGGGCGGGCGCCGGUGGCUGCGGGGCACUGGUGCGGCGAGGCGGCGGCAAGUCAGGGGCGGAGUGGAGCGGCGGCGGGGUCGCGGGCGCUAGCGAACGGGCACACAGCUGAAUGGGGGGGCCGAGCGGCGGUAGCAGAGAGGUAG